UACCCAGCCUCUGCCUCUUUACCCGACACUGUCCCGCACUCUCACUUAACCUCCACAUAGUGCCGGACGGGAAAUAACUUAAACUACUUUUCUUUUUUUAAAACUCUCUGAAUGACAGCUCCUCGGGCUCAGCACUGCCUCUGACAACGACGCCGAACUAUUUUUUAUUUGACUUUCUGAUCCUCGGCGGAGCGCAAACAGAGGAGUUACCAAAAGUCCUCCGAUAAGUUCCAGCGAUGGUGACUUUACGCACGGGAUUUGAAGGCUGUUUGAACUGACUUUGGUCUCGACGCUGAAAACUCUUUGUCAUCGCCCACAACAAGCUUCAAGUUUACCGGCAAGACGCAGCGAAUGACGAAGAAGUGAAUUUCCAGGUCACGUUCAUGAAUUUUAAAGUCAUCCGUAAGUGAGAAGAGGGUGUUGGAGUUGAAGUCUCUUAUUUCUAAUGAUGUCUUCCAUGCGAGCAACGCCUCCUUUCCACCCACCGUCUGAGGAAGAAGAAGUGAUAGGUCAGGACAAUGCAGCCUGGGCCAACGACAAGCGAGAGGGCCUGAAGGAGACACCAUCUCCCUCUUCGCAUGACCAACCCCACCCAGACGAGCUGCAGCCAACCAGAGAGAAGCUGACGGAUGCUGAGUGGGAGAACGUGGUGCCUGCUGCGAUGGACAAUGAAAGCAGUAAAGGCUGUUCAGUCUACUCCUACCGGACUAACUCUACCUCUCCACCCAAGCCAGAGGAGUUUUCCAGGGAUCGCGGGGAGUCAAUGAUCGGCCUCGCUUUCGGCACGCCGGAGCGCCGCAAAGGAAGCCUGGCAGACGUGGUGGACACACUGAAACAGAAGAAACUCGUUGAGCUGACCAAGACAGAACAAGACGAACCAUCCUGCAUGGAGAGGCUCCUCUCCAAGGACUGGAAGGAGCGUGUUGACCGCCUGAAUGCCAACGAACUUCUGGGCGAGGUCAAAGGUACGCCAGAGUCACUGGAGGAGAAGGAGCGCCAACUUUCCACUAUGAUCGGUCAGCUGAUCAGUCUGAGGGAGCAGCUCCUCUCGGCCCACGACGAGCAGAAAAAGAUGGCCGCCUCACAGCUGGAGAAGCAGAGGCAACAGAUGGAGCUGGCCAGGCAGCAGCAGGAGCAGAUCGCCAGACAACAGCAGCAGCUCCUGCAGCAGCAGCACAAGAUAAACAUUCUCCAACAACAGAUCCAGGUUCAGGGUCACAUGCCUCCUCUGAUGAUCCCAGUGUUUCCUCACGACCAGCGGUCUCUGGCUGCUGCUGCUGCCGCACAGCAAGGCUUCCUCUUCCCACCAGGAAUGUCCUACAAGCCAGGUGAGAAUUACCCCAUGCAGUUUAUUCCAUCUACAAUGGCAGCUGCAGCGGCGUCUGGACUCAGCCCGUUACAGCUACAGCAGCUGUAUGCUGCCCAGCUGGCGAGCAUGCAGAUCUCGCCAGGAGCCAAGAUGACUCCCCUUCCGCAGGCGCCCAACUCCUCCGGUCCCCUUUCCCCAUCCGCCCUGAAAAGCGAGAAGCGAGCAUCCAGUCCUGUCGUUCAAAUUAAGGAGGAAGGACACACACAGCCAUUGAACCUCUCAGCCAGACCCAAGACAGCCGAGCCUCUUCGCUCCCCGGCGUCCCCGACGCAGGGUCUGUUCUCCGGAAACAAGACCAGCCCAACAGGAAUGGGCAAGGGCCGCAUCCCAAGCCCUCUCCCCAACAUGGGCAGGAACACCUCUUUGGACAUCCUGUCAAGCCUCAACUCCACGGCGCUGUUUGGGGACCAGGACGCGGUGAUGAAGGCCAUCCAAGAGGCCAGGAGCAUGAGGGAGCAGAUCCAGAGGGAGCAGCUCCACCACCAGCAGCAGCAACAACCGGGACACCAGAGUCUGGAGGCCAAACUGUCCGCCCUGAGCAGCAUGACCCUCAACAACGGCAACAAGUCACCUUUUUUUGUGUUGCAGGAGCGGCUGCACUAUGAGACACUGAGCCAGCACCUGGGGAAGCUUGGAGAGGAUGCCGGGAAGAUGGUCCAUCGAGUCAUUGACCUGACGAGACCAGAAGAUCUGGACGGGAAUAAUAUCACAGAGGCACGAGUGUUCAGGGAGGCGCGGGGAAGGAACAACAGUGAGCCCCACAUCAAGAGGCCCAUGAAUGCCUUCAUGGUGUGGGCAAAAGAUGAGAGGAGGAAGAUCCUGCAGACCUUCCCCGACAUGCAUAACUCCAACAUCAGCAAGAUCCUAGGCUCUCGCUGGAAAGCCAUGACCAACCAGGAGAAGCAGCCGUACUAUGAGGAGCAGGCCCGCUUGAGCAAGAUCCAUUUGGAGAAAUAUCCCAACUACAAGUACAAGCCGCGGCCCAAGAGAACCUGCAUCAUCGACGGCAAGAAGCUGCGCAUCGGAGAGUACAAGCAAAUGAUGCGGUCACGGCGUCAGGAGAUGAGGCAAUUCUUUGUGGGACCUCAGCCACCGAUUCCUCUCAGCAACAGCCCAGGCAGUGUAGGAGUUUACCCAGGCGCCAUAACCAUGGCAACGACAGCCACGCCAUCCCCACACCUGACCUCAGACUGCUCCAGCAAUUCAGCCAGUCCAGAACCCGCCAUCCCUGUCAUUCAAAGCACGUACACGGUGAAGUCCGAGCCUGGCAGCAGAGGCAACAAUGGCAGGGGGGUCGGAGCCUUGGAUCUGCCCAGUGACCCCGCCAACGGUGACGACGACAUGGACAUGUACGAGGACUUUGAGGACGAGCCCAAGUCAGACUAUAGCAGUGACCAUGAGACACGAGAGGCCAUCAGUGCCAACUGAGUGUUGUCAGGGUCUAAGCUGUAAAAAGAGAGAGAAAAAAACUCCUGUUAUACUCAGAGACACUUUUUGAAAACACAAUUUAUUACAGAGACCUUCAGGCAAACUUUCAGGACAUGUUGCGUCAUGCACUGAGCAUACCCAGACAGGAUUCAUACUGCUCAGAAAGUGAGAAAAGAAGACAAUGUCUUGAUGGACGUCCUUUUUAAAGAAGAGGGCUGAUGGGAAAAAAUGUGACCCAAGAAAACAACAUGAACAAACAUUCAGACAUCCAGCUGACAAUGAACUUCAGUUUUACACUUUGACAAUCUUAACAGGAGUGAAUAAGAGUUAGACGAGAACGAGACAGAACGAGAGAGAAUGGGACAAGGAACAAAUGAGCGACGAACACAUUGCUGUGUGGUUUGUAAAGAGCAUGCAUGGAUUUUGAAGCAUCAGGAAUUGGUCUUCAACAGCUAUUUGGUCUUAAAUGUUUAAGGAGUGAUUAAGUUUUCAUCAUUAUGUAUUUACUUUUUUGUGGGUUUAUUUUUUUUUUUUCCUUUUUGUUUUUUGUUUCUAUAGACUUUUUUUCUGACAGGUCACUGCCUGUACAAACUCUGGACUGUCGGAACUUGAAAUUUGAAAAGUUUUAAUAUAAAUCCUAGCUAUUGUAAUCUUAUAGUCUUACUUUUGUUUCUUAUAAUACAGUGCAUCUACAUGCAUCUACAUCUUUUUUUUCUGACAGACUGCUUACAUUACAUUACUGUUUUGUUUUUUUUAAAUGUCCCAGCUCAGGUAUGAUGUGCCAGCGUGUGAAUGUGUUUUAUUUUUGUUUUAUUUUUUUUUUCAUACAAAAAGAGUAGUAGACUUUUCAGACUGUCAAUGAAAUAAAGGGAGCAAAAUCCCUUAUAUCACAUUUAUUAUUAUUAUUAUUAUUAUUGUUAUUAUUAUGAUUAUUAUUAGUAUUAGUAUUGUUAUUAUUAGUAGUAGUAUUAUUAUUAAGUAAUUACCCAGGCAUUGUACAGAUUUACUUCAAAUGUGCCAAACCUACAUUCACAUUCACUCGGGAUGUUGAAGUCUUAACUUCCAAUGCUGCAAAAAAGUCUUAUACAAUCAGCUUUUUUCUAUCUGAUGACAUGAGUUCCUACUUGGUAACUGCGGGCUCCCCUCCUGGCCCAAUCACAGGCAGAGCUCAGGGAGGAUGUGUUUUCAUCACACUUGCUUAGUCACAUACACACGCGCGCGUACACACACACACACACACACACUUUGUGUCGCUCUGUGGCUAACCCCUCCAGCUUUGAGAUGUAGUCAGAAGAGCACCAUCGAAAGGUGUCGGUUCUUCAAUUCCACUGCAUUGGUGCUUUCAUGAACCGCAUUGCCCAUAGUUCCUUGAGGCCAAACACUUAUGGUGCAGAAAGUGUAGUAUGAUGUAACCAAACACCAACAUUUAGCAUUUGUCCCAUUCAAUCUGGCUAAAGGUACAUUUCUCAAGUUCUGCUUUAGAGUCUUUAAAGUGUACCUAUAGCUCUGUUCAUUCAUUGUCAUAUUAUAGGGGAUGAACAGCCCCAGAAUUACUCUACUGUAGGAUAAGAGUUUCUAAUAUUCUGGAUCCCUUAACUGUAUUUUGAAUCGUUUUGUUUUGAAUCGGUACAAACGUGUCCAAAAUGUUACUAUUUUUAUUAGCCUGUUAAUAUUUGUAAAUGUCUUCUCAGCAUCACAUGGGAAAGAUACAGCAAACUUGUGUUUAAAAAAAAAAAGAAUUUAUAUAGUUGCAAGAAAAAAUAAUUGGUUUAAUAGAUCUGUUAUUUCAAAAAGGGUACCUUUUUCUACGUUGCAUGUAUAUUUUGAAGACAAGUAAAUUAUUAAGAGAAGAAUGGAGGAAAAAAAAAGGUGCAUAAUUCUCAAUCAGCGUCUCAGUCAACCCCCCCAGUCAGAGCACACAACUUUUUCCACAGUCUGAAGUGUCUCGAUGCAGCCCAGUGGUGGUCAGCGCCGCUGCUGGGUAUGCACACUUUUCCUCUAUUUUAUUCAAAUGUCACAUUCUUUCUCUGAAAGACACACAAUAUUUUCUCUUUGUCUCUUUUUACCACGUUUUGCAAUUUCAAACAUGUUUCCAUUUUCAACCCCUGUGACCUCAGGUGGUUUCUGGGCGCUCUGUUUAGCUGUUAGCUGUUGCACACGUCUUCUGACUAUUCAUGACCAUAUCUGGCAGUUGUUACUUGGAAAAGGUUCACAAGCUGGGACUGAACAUUGGUUUUUGCUUGCAUCACUAGGGAAAAAUAUAUAUAUAUAUAUAUAUAUAUAAAAAAAAAAACGCCUCAUGCAUAGACAUUUCUCUUAGUGUCAUACACAUCCUAAGCACUGGAUAUAAAUUCUAUGUUUUUUUUUUGUUUUUUUUUUUAGUAUUAACUAAUGUGAAGUUGUUGUUUGAUUUUCAUCAUGAUAAAAAUUAGAACAGUCACAUGCUUGGACUUUAUAGAAAGCCUUGUACAUGCCAGGCACAGGUAAAUUGCCAUUUCUUUACAAGCAUUUCAUUUAUUGAAGCAAAUUUUGUUGCCGCAGGUCUAAUGCCACCUGAAGGGGUCACAUCACCUCUGAUCUCUUUAAAAAGGUAACCUCAUGCUCUUAUCAGUUGUGACCUGCAGAAGCAUAACCUAAGUUUCCUGGUCAGACACAUUUUGUGAUGAGUAUUGUAUUUGAAAUUCAAUUGUGCGUUUUAACAUUUCAUUGUAUUUAUUAGCCAGCUUUGGCUCUAAAAAGUGUCAGUACAACUUGGUGAGAAAGACAAUCAAAAAAAUAAAUAAAUAAAUAAAAAGUAAAGACUUGAGAUUUUUCUUACAAAUCUGUCACGUUACUGUUUUUUUUUUUGUGGAACUGUUGAUUUGCAGAAAAACCCUCAUGCCUAUUGUGUUCUGAAUGUGAAAGCACUGUGAAGUAACAGGUAGAGUUGCAUGAAGUUUUCCAUUGCUCUAAAUAGUGCUCUUACUUUCCAGGGAUCUAAUAAUUUCCAACACAAGGCUUUCUGUUUCCAAAGUCAAGCGAUUCCACUUGGUCUUUAUAUUUUGGUGGCCCAUUACAGUAAAUGUGGCCUAUUGUUCCAUUGUGUGUGCGUAUGCGUGUGUGUGCGUGUGUGUGUGUGGAAACGCCACACAUUCUGACUGUGCUGUGGUGUAUACGCCACGGCGCCGGUGCUCACGGCAGCCAAUCCCAGCAUUUCAGAGAGAGAAACAGAGAACUCAGCCAUAUGCAGCCACAUCAUAAAUCUAAUUGUAAUUCCCAAAUCAACUGUAGCGUCACCCUGCGAGGGGCGCCGGCAAGUUUGUCACACACUCCUUUGUGUGCACUAAUGUGUGUGCGCGCUGUGCUAUAGCCUUUAGUUGGGAGGGGUGUUUGAAAUCAUACUUGUGCUGUUGCCAUGCUAAUCUCGUUAAAUAAGUCAUCAUAAUUUACAUUUCCUUUUUCCUUUCUGCAGGAUGAUCAUUUCGCUGUUUGCAUGUUGACAGAUUGUUUCUGUGUGCGCACGGUUGUAUGAGUGUGUGCAAAGCUUUCAGCACCUUAACAAAGGCUAGUGUAGUUAAUUACAGUGCAGUCGUAGUUUCAUAGCUUAAGAUGUCAAACAAGGUUUUCCAUUCAGUUUACAUGAUUUCCAGUUCUUAAACUACUGGUAGCUAAAUGUAAAGAAAUUAGCACUCAGAACAUCAAAUAUAAAAAUGGACCCAAGUCAAAUUUAUAAAUAUUUUUUAGAACUUGUGCACAUUUCUGGAUUAUACUGUAAGAGUUGGGCAAGGCUUGCUACAUCUGAAAAUGAGAUAGAAAAAGUAAUUGAGAUUGUAGUUUUUUUGUGGUAAUUCAUGAGGUAAGAUCCCCUCCAAACAUGUUUUUAUUUAUUUAUUUAUUUUUACCAUGUAUACAAAUACUCU
Molecule: messenger RNA, 6696 nt
Organism: Larimichthys crocea (large yellow croaker)
Lineage: Eukaryota; Metazoa; Chordata; Actinopteri; Sciaenidae
Product: transcription factor SOX-6
Exons: 16
Coding region: 446-2797 (783 amino acids)
Biological process (GO): regulation of transcription by RNA polymerase II; positive regulation of chondrocyte differentiation; cell fate commitment
Cellular component (GO): nucleus
Molecular function (GO): DNA-binding transcription factor activity, RNA polymerase II-specific; RNA polymerase II cis-regulatory region sequence-specific DNA binding
Source: RefSeq, a predicted model, not a curated record